This is a messenger RNA of Heterostelium album PN500, 3522 nucleotides long. RefSeq names its product putative RNA helicase (gene ddx49). Bases 1 to 3522 code for a protein of 1173 amino acids. Gene Ontology annotation, molecular function: protein binding; ATP binding; nucleic acid binding. The transcript has 5 exons. Lineage: Eukaryota; Evosea; Eumycetozoa; Acytosteliales; Acytosteliaceae. The record is from RefSeq and is a predicted model, not a curated record.
AUGAUGGAGAUAUCAAAUAAUAAUAAUAAUCAAAAAUGUACAACUCACAAGAGAUCAAUUGAAAUAAUAUGUUAUCAGUGUAAUAAACUGAUGUGUUCUGCAUGUUUGAUUAUUCAUAAUAAACAAUUUAAAGAUCACACCGAUUCGUGUGAUCAUAUAGAAUACAUUAAACAAUCUUUAUCAAAUUAUAGUUUUAGUAAUAGUAAUAAUAAUGGUGCAGAUGAUAAUGAUAAUCAAGAUGAAGAAUCAAAUUGUUGUAUAAAAACAAGAAUAUCUGAUAUAUGGUCAAAGUUGAAAGAUGCAACUACCAAUUGCAAAUCACUAGAGACAACCGAGGCUGAGAUAUCCGCACACUUUGCGAAACUUCACGAAUUUCUGGUGGUUGAAGAGCACAAGCUAAAGAAACCGAUUGUCAGCGAUCUACUUUCAUUAACACAGCAAAUAGAGACCAACAUAGAUGAACUUAAAUAUUUAAGUAAUCUAAUUACGCUAAAUCAAAAGAUUAAUAAUAGUAAUAAUAAUAGUAAUUCAUCAGCAACUUCGUCAUCAUCAACAACAACAACCAAAGCAAUACUAGAUAUAUAUUCAGAGGUAUAUUCAACAAAGGAAAUCAUAAAAUCACUCGUUGACAGUGAAUCACUACAAUCGUUUAUACAAUCAAAUAUCGAUACUCUGUUCAAUCAUGAAAAUAAUAGUCAGUUCAAUCUAAAUGAUUUACAAUCACAGUAUGGAAGUAACACUGACUUUAUGAUAUUGGAUUUACUGUUUAAGUUCAACGAUCAAUUCAAAGUAAUAGCAAAUGACAGCAAUAGCAGCAACAACAACAAUAAUAAUAACUGUAGUUUAACAGUUUAUAAUGAUAAUACAGAUAAUAAUACAAAUAAUAAUAACAACCAACCAAAUCAAUCAUCGAAAUUUGAUUAUAGAUUGAUCACCAAUCCAAUUAAUAAUAAUCUAUUAAGUACAUUGAUAAAUCAAUCUAUUGGAUUAACAUCACCGAAAUCAUCUUCAUCCACAUCACCAACAACAACAACAACUUCAACCACAACAAAUCCUGUUCAAAAACAAUACUUAUUCACUACACAUACAAAUAAAGGUGCAACUUUAAUUAGUUUAUCAGAUUUAUUAAACAAUAACAAUAAUAAUAAUAAUAUUACACCAGUUGAAGAAAUGAAAUUCAAGAUUGGAUUUUAUGGAACAUUCAGCGCAAUGGUGACUAUCGGUGAGUAUAUCUAUAUAUUUGGUGGAAGAGGUCAACCACACAAGUACCACAGAUACUCUAUAAAGUCAAAGAGUAUCGAUAUCGCGAGUGACAUACCAAAGAUGACAGAAUACAUCUCGGUUUGCUAUGACCAAAAGGAGUAUAUCUAUGUGCUCGGUGGCAAUAGACUGGACCGCUUCAAUACGAAAUCAAUGGAGUUUGAACGAUAUCUUAUCAUUAGUGAUGAGAGCAAGAAGAUUCUCAGUCUCUUCUACAAGGGAAUGUUAUACUCAAUCCCAGAGAGUUCACAAAAGAUUCUCGGAAUCGACACCAACAAUCGCAAAGUGGAAUCGUUCACCUCGAGAUUGCUCUUUGAACAUCCAGUGGCGGCCUGUCACGACUCCAACGGUAAUAUCUUUAUUCUGGGUAUCGACGGUCGAUUCCUAAGAUUCAAUAUUGACGACCGAUCCAUAAUAAUGCUGAGUUCCACCGCUAAAUCUGGACACUACCUAUCGAUGCUCUACCACCAGGUGUCAAAAACAGAAAACUACGUAUUCCUACUUGGUGGUGGUGAACACAAGAAUCAUCGAUACUCUAUCGAACAAAAUAUUUGGGUUUCAAUCUUUAGCGAUGACAUACAACUUAGAAAUGAUUGUGGAUCAUCAAUUAUUGAAUUUCUAAUAAUGGAGAAUAGAAUUAUUGAAGAUGAUGAUGAUGUUGAUUUAGAGACUACAUCAGUGACAUCGACAUCGACAGCAACAACUGUUACAAAAGAAAGAAGAUUCGAAGAUUUAGGAUUAGCACCAUGGCUACUCGCUUGUUGUAAACAACUCGGUUUCAAAGCACCUUCGAACAUUCAGUACAAUACAAUUCCAGCAAUCUUGUCGGGUCGUGAUAUUCUAGCGAGUGCCAAGACCGGUCAGGGUAAGACAGCUGCCUUUGCAUUGCCGAUACUCUCGGCACUCUCAGAGGAUCCCUACGGUAUUUUUGCGGUGGUAUUGACACCGACCAGAGAGUUGGCCGUGCAGAUUGGCGAGCAAUUUAGAGCACUCGGUAGUGCUAUCAACGUCAACUGUUGUGUGGUCAUCGGUGGAAUCGACAAUGUUCAGCAAUCACUCAUCCUCGACAAACGACCACACAUCAUCGUUGCCACACCAGGUCGUCUUGCAGCACAUCUCAACAACGGAAUGAAACUGGCAUUGCAAUUCUGUAGAUUCUUGGUACUGGAUGAAGCAGAUCGUAUGUUAGGUCCUGACUUUGAAUUAGAAGUACAAAAAAUAGUUGAACAUUUACCACCAAAGAUACAAACAUUGUUAUAUUCAGCAACAAUGACAAAUAGUAAUAAGAAAUUAGAGUCGAUCCCAAUUAAGAAUCCAUAUAUUUUCGAAGAUAAUAAUAAAUAUGAUACAGUAGAAACAUUAUCACAAUAUUAUGUAUUUAUGCCAGCACAAGCAAAAGAUUGUCAUUUGGUAUACCUGUUGAAGAAGCACGAUAGUAGCUCGGUGAUUGUUUUCAUCAAUAACUGUAGAACCGUGGAGGCAGUGAAAGGAAUGCUCAAUAAAUUGGAUAUCAAAUCGGUGUCGUUGCACUCUUUUCUCAGUCAGAAGGAUCGAUUGAAUGCAUUGAAACAGUUCAAGUCUGGUAAGAUUCGUGUGUUGAUUGCAACGGAUGUGGCGAGUCGUGGUCUCGAUAUUCCCGACGUCCAAAUGGUCAUCAACUACAAACUGUCGAAUUCAUCGAAGGACUAUAUUCAUCGUGUCGGUAGAACCGCACGUUUCGGUCGAUCGGGUCGUGCUAUAUCGUUCGUCACACCACACGACGUCGAACUAGUCAAGAACGUAGAGGCUGCAAUCGGUAAGCAACUGGAGUUGUACACCACCGAAGAUGAAGCUGUCUACCGUCAUCUCGGUGAAGCAUCGACCGCCAGAAAGCUAGUUGAAAUUUAUUUGGAUGAAAUAGAAUUUGGAGUUAAAGAAAAAGAAAGAAGAGAUGAAAGAAAUGAAUUAACAAGACAAAUGUUAGAUGAGAAAGAAAGAAAUACAAAUAAUAAUAAAGAAUCAAAAACAACUAAUAGUAAUGAUAAUAAUGAUAGUAGUAAAAAGAAUAAUAAGAAAAAAGAUAUUAAAACUGUACAAAAAGAAUCUAUAACAACUAAAACAGCAGCAGCAGCAACAACAGCAUCAUCUUCAAAACCAACAACAACAACAGAUAUUUCAAAGAAGAGAACAAACGAAACUUUAGAAAAUAAGACAAAAGUAAAUAGACACAAUAACGAUGAUGAAGAUAGUGGAAUAUCUUUAUUUAAAAAGAAAAAGAAAUAA